Messenger RNA from Arachis duranensis, 3235 nucleotides. RefSeq names its product serine/threonine-protein kinase D6PKL1. The transcript has 3 exons. Gene Ontology annotation, molecular function: protein serine/threonine kinase activity; ATP binding. The record is from RefSeq and is a predicted model, not a curated record. Lineage: Eukaryota; Viridiplantae; Streptophyta; Magnoliopsida; Fabales; Fabaceae. Gene Ontology annotation, biological process: protein phosphorylation. The coding region runs from base 522 to 3074 and encodes 850 amino acids. Gene Ontology annotation, cellular component: nucleus; plasma membrane; cytoplasm.
GCUCCUACAGGCUACAGCUACUGAAUUUAAAGAUUGAGUGUGUUGUGUAAGUGUGUCACGCUCACACUCAAACACAUGUUAGUUUCAUUUUGAUAUUCUUCAUGUAUAAACAUGUGUAUCUCUGCAUCACAACUUUAAUCAUAAAUGUUUCCGCCAUUACCAUUACUACUACUUCUUUACGAAUGCAUGGGUAGUCUCUCAGCUCAGCUGUAUUAGCGGCUAUACACUAAUACUACUCUCGCCCUCAUCCUUCUCGUGAUUACCAUUUCAACCUUUUACUUUCCCCCCUUCUCUCUCUCUCUCUUUCUCUGUUCAAACUUCAAACUUCAAACUUCAAACCCUAGCCUUGGGGCUAUUCACUCUUGCACGCCUAUCCUCAAUGCUCACACCUCUUCGUUCCAGUUUCAGGUUGGGAUGGUUCGUUAAGUGGGAGGAGUUGAUCAAAUGGUUCUGCUGAGAAGUGUGACGGAAGAGUGAAGUGGCAGUUGUUUGGAUCAUCUGAUCAGGUACAUCUAUCCAAUAUGGAAGCUUCUUCCAGUACAUGUGAGAUAGUGGAGUCAAGGGAAGAUAUCAUUUCUGAGUUCAAAGUGGCUGAAAAACCUGAGUGUAGUUAUGCCAACAAAUCAGGGAAAAAGUAUUCUAUCGAGGAUGAUAUUAAUCGUCUUUUCCAGGGUAUUGACAUUAAAAGUUCAUCUAGAGGUCUUGGUGCAUCACGCUCACACAAGAGUGCUCUUAAGAGGCCAAUAAAAGUUAGUUCAGCUCAGGCCUCAGGAAUCGGCAUCUCCGAACCUGUUAGUUUGAAGCAGGCAUUUAGAGGCUUGUGCAUUUCUCAGGCGUCGGAAAUGGCUGCUUUGAAGAGACUCUCAAAGCCAUGCAGUUCGUCACGAGUAUCAGAGGCUGGCAACAUCAAAAAGUUAUACACAGCAGUUGUAGAUGAGGGCAAACAGAACUUGCUGGAAAUCUCCCUGGUGCCAGAGGCAUCUGCCCAUUCUGAUAAAUUGGCCAGGGUCUCAAUAUCCAUAUCAAAUUCAAGUGCUAAUCAUUCUGUUCCCUUGGCUGAUGCCACAAACCUGAAAGAAACUACAACCAGGCUUGCUUCUCGAGAUCAGAUUGUUCCUCUUCCAUCAGAAGUUGAAGCUGAAAAACUGACACUUGCAAAUUUUUCACCGACUGCUUGUGCAAAUGAGAUUAUGCCGGAGGGCAGAAUGGAUCCUGCUGCUGCUCACAGUUUUUCAAUGGCAGAUAAGGGACACAAAGCAAAUAUACUUUGUGUGUCUUCUCCUUCCUGCUCUAGUACUGGUGAUGAAGUGGAUAAACCCACAAGCAGCCAUACAUGUUUAGCAAAGUCAAUAGUCAGUAGCAAGAACUUCUUUAAGAAAAAAGUAAAGCAAGAUGUUUGUUCUGCCUCAAGCAGCUCCACUCUGUGCCUGAGAAAAGUUGACAACAAUUUGGGAUCUAUUGCAAAUACUUUGGACAAAGAAAUAGACAAUUCUGAUUUGAAGCAUGAAACGAAAGGAAACCAAAAGCUGUCUCCCAGCAGUUCAAAUGGUAGCAUUGAAAUUAACUCAAUCAACUCUGGUAAGGACUCAUGCAAACCUGGUUUCACGUUAAAUUGCAACAAGAGAACCAAAUUUCAAGUGACAAAAGUUGAAGAGAAAUCAAGAUCAAAGGAAAAGGGUGAGUUCUCCCAAAGCUCAAAAAGUAGCAUUGGUGAGUAUAGUAGUAGCACAAGCAUCAGCGAGGAGAGCAAUCUAAGUGGUUCCAGUCGCAUUGGCUACAGGCCUCAUAUGUCAAAACAUCUGAGAUGGGAAGCUAUUCGAGCUGUUCAGCAGCAUGGUAAUUUAAGUUUGAGGCACUUUAAGCUGCUAAGGAAGCUUGGUAGCGGGGAUAUUGGAACUGUUUAUCUUGCAGAACUAAUUGGGACAAACUGCCUUUUUGCCUUAAAGGUGAUGGACAAUGAAUUCUUGGCAAGCCGGAAGAAAAUGUUCAGGGCUCAAACUGAACGAGAGAUCCUACAGAUGCUGGAUCAUCCAUUUUUUCCUACGCUAUAUUCCCAUAUCUCCACAGAUAAGCUUUCUUGCUUGGUCAUGGAGUAUUGUCCAGGUGGUGAUCUGCAUGUAUUACGGCAGAGGCAGCCAUAUCGGAGUUUCUUGGAACAAGCAGCUAGAAGUGCAGUUGUAAUUCGUUGUAGCAUUCAUCGACUCUGGUUAUGCUGGCUCAUUCUCAGGUUUUAUGUUGCUGAGGUUCUUCUUGCCUUGGAGUACUUGCACAUGCUGGGAGUUGUAUAUCGAGAUCUAAAGCCAGAAAAUAUCCUAGUGCGAGAAGAUGGCCACAUUAUGCUGACAGAUUUUGACUUGUCACUGAGAUGUUCCGUGAAUCCAAUGCUAGUAAAAUCAUCUUCUCCGGAGGAGGUGGAUGGAACAAGAAAAAUGUCGAGUCCAUGCUCAGAUGCCAGCUGCAUUCAGCCUUUCUGUCUCCAACCUGAUUGGCAAGUCUCCUGCUUUACUCCCAUUUUAAUAUCCGGUGGAGCGAAAUCUCGAAAGACAAAGGCUGAUGCUCAGGUUGGUCCACUGCCACAGCUCGUGGUGGAGCCUAUUAGCGCUCGAUCUAACUCCUUUGUUGGAACCUAUGAAUAUCUUGCUCCGGAGAUCAUCAAAGGUGAGGGUCACGGGAGUGCCGUGGAUUGGUGGACUUUCGGUAUAUUUUUGUUUGAGCUUUUGUAUGGUAGGACUCCCUUCAAGGGCCAAUCAAAUGAGGAUACGUUAUCCAACGUUGUGUCGCAAAGCCUUAAGUUCCCAGGUGCUCCUAUUGUCAGUUUCCAUGCUAGAGAUUUGAUCAGAGGAUUGUUGAUAAAGGAUCCUGAAACUCGGUUAGGUUCUGUCAAAGGAGCUGCUGAAAUAAAGCAGCAUCCCUUCUUUGAAGGACUGAACUGGGCUCUAAUACGAUGUGCAGCGCCACCAGAGCUCCCCAAAUUUCGUGAUUUCGGAAGUCGUGCUCCAUCUAUGGCUGCUCAGAAGGAGAAUGCAAACGAUUUAGAGGACACAGAAGAUUGUGAGGAGUUUGAGUUGUUUUAGUUUGACUCGUCUUUGCUACUCCCCCCUCCUGGCCCUUUUCUUUCAUCUUUCUUCCUUAUUUCUUAUUCCAUGUAACACUUAAUCUAUAUAUAGCAGCUUAUAGUGUUAAUGUAAUUCAAACAGAUAGAUUAGUAUAUAAAGGAAACAUGGGAAUUUCUUUA